Molecule: messenger RNA, 1334 nt
Organism: Labrus bergylta (ballan wrasse)
Lineage: Eukaryota; Metazoa; Chordata; Actinopteri; Labriformes; Labridae
Source: RefSeq, a predicted model, not a curated record
AUGGAGCCAGAUGGGACCCUCUACACUUGGUGGGUGGGUCGUGGCAGUGAGAAGCAUUUCUACUGGGGGGGCUCCACACCUGGAGUCCAGAAAUGUGCCUGUGGCAUCAACAGGAACUGCACUGACCAAAAGUACGAUUUCAACUAUGAACUUAAAGGUCAUGACACAGUCUCAGCUGUAGCAGAAAGGACAGAGAGGCAGAGAGAGCUCGAGGUGAGUCGACAAAACAUCCAGCAGAGAAUCCAGGACAGAGAGAAAGAUGUGAAACUGCUUCAACAGGAGGUGGAGGCUAUCAGUGGCUCCGCUGAUAAAACAGUGGGGAACAGUGAGAAGAUCUUCACUGAGCUGAUCCGUCUCAUGGAGAAAAGACGCUCUGAUGUGAAGCAGCAGGUCAGAUCCCAGCAGCAAACUGAAGUGAGUCGAGUCAGAGAGCUUCAGCAGAAGCUGGAGCAGGAGAUUACUGAGCUGAAGAGGAAAGAUGCUGAGAUGAAUAAGCUGUCACACACACAGGAUCACAACCAGUUUCUACACAACUACCCCUCACUGUCACCACUCAGUGAAUUUACACACUCAUCCAGCAUCACGAUCCGUCCUCUGAGGUUCUUUGAGGAUGUGACAGCGGCUGUGUCAGAAGUCAGAGAUAAACUACAGGACGUCCUGAGAGAGAAGGGGACUAACAUCUCACAGACAGUGACUGAAGUGGAUGUUUUACUGUCAGAACCAGAGUACAUGACCAGAGCUGAGUUCUUAAAAUAUUCAUGUGACAUCACACUGGAUCCAAACACAGCAUACACACGGUUGAUAUUAUCUGAUGAGAACAGAAAAGUAACAGUAAUGAGUGAAAAACAGUCUUAUUCUAGUCACCCAGACAGAUUCACUUAUUGGUUUCAGGUCCUGAGUAAAGAAAGUCUGACUGGACGUUGUUACUGGGAGGUGGAGUUGAGAGGAGAAGUUUCUGUAGCAGUCACAUACAAGAAUAUCAGCAGAGCAGGGAGCUCUGAUGAAUGUUUGUUUGGAUGUAAUGACAAAUCUUGGAUGUUAGAUUGUUACAGCAACAGUUAUGAUUUUUGUUACAACAAUGUUAGCACUCCUGUCUCAGGUCCUUGGUCCUCCAGAGUAGGAGUGUACCUGGAUCACAGAGCAGGUAUUCUGUCCUUCUACAGCAUCUCUGAAACCAUGACUCUCCUCCACAGAGUCCAGACCACAUUCACUCAGCCUCUACAUGCUGGACUGGGGUUUAACUGGUCUCCUGGAGACUGUGCUGAGUUGUGAAAACUGAAAUAGACACAAGUCAUUAAUGAGACAGAUGUUUAACUUGUUGUGUUUUAAAUCUU